Messenger RNA from Gasterosteus aculeatus aculeatus (three-spined stickleback), 1248 nucleotides. The record is from RefSeq and is a predicted model, not a curated record. NCBI's taxonomy places the organism in Eukaryota, Metazoa, Chordata, Actinopteri, Perciformes, Gasterosteidae.
CUACAAUAUCCAUCAGAAAAGUCCAAAGAGAUUCAGAUGACUGAUAGUAAACGUGAACCUGCGAGAGAAUCCCCUCCCCGACAUUCAGACAAUUCCAAAUCUCCAGAUGCUCGCGAAUGUGACAGUGGCAGAGCCGACAAAGUCGAGGACGGUCCCGGUCAAGCGGUCAGCGAGACGCCGACUGACCCGAAGGUCUCGGCCCGGGUUCGGAGAGAAGCGCAUGCUGUCAGCACGCUGCCCGAUGGAGGCGAGCGCCGAGCCGCUGGGAGGGAACCAACGGGCAAAGUAUGCAGCGGCCUUCUUGUCUAUCCACCGGAACUGGGUGGACGUCCCCGGGACCCGUGCGUCCCCGGCGGUCUGCUCGGCUCCGCCCGGGCGAACGCUUGGGACCGUUGCGCCGCCGCGCCGGGUCGACGGACAAGGCUGCCGGCUCCUUGUAGGACUCCGGGGUUCCCCGUCGGCCUUCGCCCGCACACGCCGCUACAGGACAUGGUGACCCUCUCCCCGUUUGGAGGCUUUCUGUUUUAUCCCUACUCCAGCUUCUCUGCAGCGUCGGCCCAGUAUUUCGUCCCGCCGCCGUCGGCCACAGUGGAUUACAGAGCCUAUCCGGGCGUCCACAGCCCGAACUGCUUCCCCUCUCCCACGAUGCCUUCCUCUCUUCCUGCUCCAGGUGGAUUGAAAUAUCUCGGCCCAGAGUUCUUACCGCUACGGGAAACCGACCAGAAUGACUCGGCGGAAGAAGCUGAAGUUGAUUGACAUGGUUUUGAAUGCUGAUUUGAGAGCAGUUCCUUUCUGAUGUAACGACCCCCGCCCCCCGCCUGCAUGCGGUCCCACAGAAUGCAAACAGAUGCACUGGAAGGCCUUUCUGGGGAGUGACACCGAAGUCCAAUUGAAAUUAGUCCAGCGGCGAAGUCUACAUCUGCAUCUUAUCGCUUUCAUGACGGUAGACUGAAAGACUGUGUGGCAGUGAGCUUUUUAUUUCAUGUCUGUAAAUGUAACUUAGUUUAUACACCCUUUUAACAUCUGAUGUGAUAUUACAAAACUGAGAUGGUGCGUAGUGAUUCAUGAAAGGUGCUAAAUUAACGGCUAUUCCAGCCAAUUUGUGUACUAGACGCACACAUUUGAAAUGAAUGUUGUGAAACCUGUCCGCUUUCUUUGCAUUCAUGGGAUCUAUUUGUCCAUGAGAUUUUGUUUUUUUUCCUGAAAAACCGCCACCCAAUAAAUGAUAUAUUUAUCCAAAGACCAGAA